Molecule: messenger RNA, 2408 nt
Organism: Monomorium pharaonis (pharaoh ant)
Lineage: Eukaryota; Metazoa; Arthropoda; Insecta; Hymenoptera; Formicidae
Exons: 3
Coding region: 548-2188 (546 amino acids)
Molecular function (GO): RNA binding
Source: RefSeq, a predicted model, not a curated record
UAGUGAAAAUUAAUAAAGCCGAAGUUGGGUGGCUAACUUCACAGAGGUCUAUAAGGUCUAUGGCUUGAAACGAGUUGGCCACACUGGUAAUUUGGCAACUCUGAUCCAAUGGCCAAGUGUUGUUCAUUUUAGAACGCUUAUAGGUAUGAAUGGAUUUUUCAUGGAAUACGCAAUGGGAGAUAUUUAAUCAAAUAGAUACAUAAUUGCUAACCUAUUUCCAACUAGCAAAAACUUUCCAACUAUGAGGCUUGUGUAUACUCGGACAAUUCGGCACGUGUAACAGAUAAGAGUUCUUGCUCAAUCGACGAGUCAGUCAGAUUUUUUUGCAAGAAAUAAUAUUAUUCCUGAAAUAAAGCAAUUUUGUACACUUUAGAUGAAAAAACUACAUGCUAAAAGGGAAUCUAAGAAUCUAACCCAGUUCUAUUUGUGAUUUAUGUUACGAAAAUCUGUUAUAUCGCUUGGUUGUAUUAUUCUUUACAUUAAGGAAUAGAAAUUCUAAAGAGAGAUAACUAGUGUCAACUAUAUACGAGAGUAUUUAUCCAGUACAAUGGAUUACGAUAAGUAUUAUAAAAAAGAUAUUGAUGGGAAUUACAAUCUACAUUGUAAGACCAUUAGUAAUCUUACUGAUGAUCAGUUAAAGACUAUAUUUUCAUCCUACGGAAGAGUUUUAAGUUUUAAUGUUACCAAAGAUGAAAAUGGAUUUAAAUUUGUUAAAUAUAAAACCCUUAAAGAAACAUUGAAUUGUUUGAAAGGUUUAGAAGACAGCACUGAGAUAAAGAUAUUGCCAGAAAAGAGCAAAAUAAAUAGAGUGGAUAAGAGAGACUCAAGUCAACAACAGGCAGGAAGAUCAGGAAACUCAUUUAAAAAAGCAUCUAAUGACAAACCAUUGAAUUCGAAUUCUAUUCAUAGCAAAAGCUUGUCAAAUGCAGAAAGUUUGACUCGUAUAAGAAUUUCUGAUGAAAAUAAUGAAUCUGAUUUUUCAAAAAAUUUUAUGCAUGGUCAUAAAUUUAAUCAAAGUUUAACUAAAGACAACGAAUUAGAUUCAGCAAAAUUUGAUAAAAAAUCUUCAUUACCUUCAAGACAAACUUUCAUGAAGAAUGAACGUUCUGAUACAACAGUAGAUUAUGAAAAAUAUUAUAAGAUAACAAAAGAUGGGACUUAUAGUGUACAUUUUGUAAAUAAAAAAGGACUUUCUUCAGAAGAAAUAAAAGAUAUAUUUUCGUGUUAUGGAGAUGUUUUAUCUAUACGUGGUAGAGAAGAAAAUGAUAAUGGACUAAAAUUUAUAACGUAUGCAACAAAGGAGGAAGUAAUUAGAUGUUUAAAAGGUUUACAAAAUAGUAAUGUGAUAACUAUAUUACCACAAAAGGAUAAACUUGAACAAUUGAGUGAAACAAAAGCAACUGAUAAAAAAAGUUCAAAUCAAUGGCAAUCAACAAGGACAGAAGAUAUUUCACAAAGGACUAACAAUGACAAGCAAUUUAAUUCAAACUUGAGUUAUAAUGAAAAGUUUUCAGGAAAUGGAGAAAAGCUCACUCACAAUGCAAAAACUUUUGAUUGGGAUAAAUUUGAAGAUAACAUUUCAGGCACUGAUUAUGUUUCAAGACAGAACUAUAAAUCUAAUGAAAAUAUAAAUAAACAUAAGAACAUAGAUCUAUUUAAUGAAAAAUACUCAUUUUCAAGACAAAAAAAUCCCAUAAAUGAAUAUGAUCAAGAGAGAAAGACAAUGAGAAAGAAACAAGAAUCUAAAUUUUAUCCUUCAAGAAAGACCGAGACAGACACUGAAAUGAAUGGAGAUUUAACAAUUAGCACACAUGAUUAUAAAAUACCAGCAUUAAUUUCUGAAGAAAUAAAACCAAAAGAAUCUGAUACUGUAUCGGAUGGUUCAUUGUCAAAUGGGACUAAGAAUUUCUCAUCUAGAUUCAAUUUCAUUCCGAUGCAAGAGUUAAUUGUUGCUAACAUUCAUAUGAACUAUGGCAUCCAUUAUAUUUUACAUUUGUUUGAGAAAUAUAGUCCGAUUUCAGCAACGCUUAUAAAGACUAAUGAGAAAACUAAUGUACGAUAUUGUCACGUAUACUUUAAGACUAUACAAGAUGCCGACGCUGUUGAAGAAGAAUUUGAUAAUUUUAAUUUAUCUGGAAAAAAUCUUAUUGUUUUGCGAAAAUCGCGAUUGAUAGAUGAAACGCUGUAAAUAUUUUUUUUCUCUAAUGUAUGACGAACUUUAACUUUUUUUCUACUUUAAAAGUAAUAACUAUUUUUACAAUCAGAUUACUUAGUUUGUGAAAAUUUUUGAUAUAACAUAUAUAAUUUGCUAAAACAUGAUAGAACAUUUUAUCACUAAAGUAAAAGAUUGUGUGAAAUCAAAAUUUAUUUUUAUAUCUGUCUUUAAUAAAAGAUAAAUCUUGUGUGUC